GAAACACUGGUCUUCGAGGAGUCUAGCAUAUGUAGAUGCCGAGUGCAGCUCACCAUGGCCAGUUGGGUCCCAAACCAACGUUGACGGCCUUCUUCCUUUUCUCCGAGCAUUAGUCGUCUCCAGACGAACAAAAAGUGGGACUAUCCCACGGUAUAUCGCAAUUGUGUGUGCUUUCAUUUUGCCCUGAGUCAUUUGACCAGAACCAGUCCGCGAACACCAGAGAACCACACGGAUGGUCCGGCCUUGUUCUCUGAUCCUGUCCACACGCAACCCUCCGUUGUGAGCCCUAAGGGCCGGUUCCUCGUGCCGGUUCCUCGUGACCCGUCAUCGCUAUCCUUUCAAGCUUUGGGCUUCCCAGGCUUCCCGUGCAGUUCACCUUGAUUCGUCAUCGGCUCCCUUCGGAUUCGCCCCCGUUGUUCGCCGCCCUGGCUCGCCCUGGCUCAGCGGACCGGGGGAAGGCGGCGUCAUGUGGGGUGACCAUGGGGCAAUGGCUGGCCUGGGGCCUGACACUGGUGGCACUGGCGCUGGUGGCAGCCGAAGCAGCCGAAGCAGCCGAGUUGGAGGGGCCAGAGCUGGAUGUGAUGUACUUGAGAUACAAACAGCAAUCCAUCGACACCAGCCCCGUCUUCCAACGUCAGCACGUGGACUACCACGCCACCUUGGACUUCAAGAUGGACUUCUUCGCGGUCGAAGCCACACCCCUUGGGAAGGCCAUCAUCACCAACGUCUUCUUGUGCCCGGAUGCUGACUGUGCUCACGAGACUCCGCGCGCCAUCGCCGACUUCUCGCGUCGGGUCUCUUUGGAGCCCGGUGAGCAGACGCUCUACAAGUUUGACGUGGAGCUGCAUGGCAAGGCUCAGACCUAUUCCAUCACCAUCCGCCGACUGACGGGCGAGGAGACCCAGUUGCGGCGCCUGAUCGUGCAAGGCAGCGCCUUGGUGCCCAGCUUCAAGCCCUCGAUCCGGCACUACCGGUGCCAACUGGAGGUGACCUUGGAGUAUGGAUUGUUGGAAGCCCAUCUGGAAGACUCGGGGCAAACCAUCCUAGCGGAGGCAGAGGUGCCCAUCUUGGUGAAGAACUUCAGCGAUGCGAAGUGGGAGAAGGAAGAGUUGCUUGGGGUGCCCAUGAGACGCUUGGGGGAGGAACCCUAUGGAGAGUUCCAAUAUCCUAAGAAGUACCUGGAGUUUCCGGUGCCCAUGGGAUCUCAGCGCAAGAUCCGUUUCAAAGUCAUCUCAGCCGAUGGGGGGCACUUUGGCUACUACCAGCUAGACCUGGCAAGGCAGACAUGCGGCACGGAACUGCCAUUGUUCGAUGUGCGCCAGAGUCGUUGCGUGCGCUUCUGUAACUUGGGCUACUGGGCAGACUUCCAGCAACGCCGCUGCAAGCGCUGCCCGGACCUGUGCGUGAGCUGCAUCUCCAGCGAGGAAUGCCUGAGUUGUCGCCAUCCCACGAUAGACAUGCUCUACACGCUGGAUUCCACAGGGCAAUGUGUUGCUUCGGUGCGGCCCUUCUGGCAGAAGAAUGCGGAACAGGCGGUCUCCAUUGCGUUGAGCGCCUCAGCGCUGCUGAUCUUCCUCUGCGGCCUGGUGUCCUUCGGCCUCGUCCGGGCCAAGGCACGCCGCCUCGCUGCCGAGAGCCGUGCGGAGAGCCGAGGCGCCCGCGGCCCGGAGCGCGGCACGGGCGGGCCGCGCGGGUACCGGUCGCUGCCCAACGAGGACUUGGACUUCUGAGGCGCCAGAUGCCAAAGCUUGGAGUUCUCCAUCUUGGGCCCAAAGCGAUCCAAGAG
This is a messenger RNA of Durusdinium trenchii, 1786 nucleotides long. NCBI's taxonomy places the organism in Eukaryota, Dinophyceae, Suessiales, Symbiodiniaceae. The record is from the annotation of a GenBank genome assembly.